UUUAAUUACUGUUUAAUGGCUGAGCUAAACUAGUCUUUUUUAACGUUAUAUAUAUAUCUCAUCGUCAAGAAUAUAAAGUGAAUGAAACCAGGAAUCAUUAAGACGGAAUAAAGCCUCAGCCACUAUUUCAAAACAUUCAUCAAGCCGACUUAGACGAUCUUUGGUAGCACUGUUUUCUCUGACGCGGCGAAGUGUCUGUCUGUCUGUGUGUCUGUGUUGGAACAAGUCCCAGCGCACAUCUCCUGGAUUAAACAUCUCCGCAGCACAAAGACUGUGGAGUCCCUGAAGACAGUCUGUGAUAUGGACGAUGCACCUUAGCCACGGCAAAAAGAUAGUGUACAACUUGCUACCCCCCUCCCUUCGACUGGAUGACAGGAGAUGACACACCGCAGUCCCAGAUCACACCAUGAGUAUCCAGAGCCUCGGGGGAGCUAUAGGAGAGUCCCUGGGCUCUAGCCUGACGGUACGUAUGAGCGGUGCUUGGAGUGCUUUCUCCCUGAAAUCUGUGUCGUCGGGGCGGAUCGCCUCUCUGUUCCAGACCAUGGUUCCUACUGGCUACACUAAGCUGCAGGAGGAGCGGCUGUCCAUGGUGGACCUAGGAGUCAAACCUGAGGCCAGCUCGCUCCAGAACGGCUACAGACAAGAGACAUCCCACAUCGAGAGCCGGCGGCACCUGGACCGGGCCUCUCGGUCCUCUGUGACCCUAUCUGACUGUGGAGAUGGAGGCUUCUCUGAAACAGAGCCCAUGCUGGCUGAGAGGAGGCUCUCGGGAGAAGAGGCAGACGAGGAGGAAGAGGAGGAGAAGGAAGGACAGGGAUCUGUUCGGCAGAUAAUGCCCAAGGAGUCUCCACUGGCUAUGGCACUGCAGAUACUGUUGCCCUUCCUUCUCGCUGGAUUUGGAACUGUAUCAGCCGGGAUGGUGCUGGAUAUUGUGCAGCACUGGGAGGCGUUCCGGUAUAUCACAGAGAUCUUCAUCCUUGUACCUGCUCUACUCGGCCUCAAGGGAAACCUGGAGAUGACUCUGGCCUCCAGGCUGUCCACAGCGGUGAAUGUGGGCAAGAUGGAUUCUCCAAUAGAGAAGUGGAAUCUAAUCAUAGGUAACCUGGCACUGAAACAGGUUCAGGCCACUGUGGUGGGUUUCCUGGCAGCUGUAGCAGCUGUGGUUCUUGGUUGGAUCCCAGAGGGGAAGUUCCAGAUGAGCCACGCUGUGCUGCUGUGCUCUAGCAGCGUGGCUACAGCCUUCAUCGCGUCAAUGCUGCAGGGUUUCAUCAUGGUGGGUGUGAUUGUGGGUUCCAAAAAGACGGGCAUCAACCCAGACAAUGUAGCCACACCCAUUGCUGCCAGUUUUGGUGAUCUCAUAACCUUGGCUAUCCUGGCCUGGAUAAGUCAGGGCCUCUACAAGUGCCUGGAUUCCUAUCCGUACGUGUCGUCACUGGUCUGCGCCUUCUUCAUGUGUCUCACUCCUCUGUGGAUCGUCAUCUCCUCCAAGCACCCAGCCAGCCGCACCCUGCUUCACUCCGGAUGGGAGCCAGUCAUCACUGCCAUGGUCAUCAGCAGCAUUGGAGGUCUCAUCUUGGACAAAACAGUAUCUGACCCAAAUUUGGCUGGCAUCGUGGUGUACACCCCGGUCAUCAACGGUAUCGGGGGUAACCUGGUGGCAAUUCAGUCAAGCAGGAUCUCCACCCACCUGCAUUUCCAUUAUGCCCCUGGGGAGGUUCCUGAAGAGGCCAAGGGUUGCUACUACCCCUGCCGAACAUUUUGGGGAACAGGAGCCAAUCACAGGUCCGCCCAAGUGCUCGUUCUCUUGGUGAUUCCCGGUCACCUAAUCUUCCUCUACACAAUCCACCUGAUGAAGAGCGGCCACACGACUCUGACACCCAUCUUUAUGUCGGUCUACCUGGCUGCUGCUAUGCUGCAGGUGUUGCUGUUGUUGUGUAUUUCAGACUGGAUGGUGCAUUCAAUGUGGCGGAAUGGCAAAGACCCAGACAGUUUUUCCAUCCCUUACCUGACCGCUCUGGGUGACCUGUUGGGCACCGCCCUGCUGGCUCUCAGCUUCCACUUCCUGUGGCUCAUAGGAGACCAGGACAGCGACGUGGGCGACUGAGGCAACGGCGACAUGACAGGAACCCUACCACCUGCCAGCUGACCUCUCAUGCCUUUAAGCCUUUUGGGAAUGUUGGUGCUCUCUGUCAUUGGCCAGCACAUUCCUCCGCUUCCCAUAAUGGAUGAAACUUCACUUAAACCACACAAUGGUUCAGAAACUAUUUUCUGCUCUUGGCUUUUUUUUCCUACACAAUAAAGAUGUUAAAUUUAAUAA
Messenger RNA from Limanda limanda (common dab), 2317 nucleotides. It is a transcript of the gene slc41a2b, whose product is annotated as solute carrier family 41 member 2b. The transcript is spliced from 11 exons. Gene Ontology annotation, biological process: monoatomic cation transport. Bases 407 to 2104 code for a protein of 565 amino acids. Gene Ontology annotation, molecular function: monoatomic cation transmembrane transporter activity. Lineage: Eukaryota; Metazoa; Chordata; Actinopteri; Pleuronectiformes; Pleuronectidae. The record is from RefSeq and is a predicted model, not a curated record. Gene Ontology annotation, cellular component: plasma membrane.